Molecule: messenger RNA, 1708 nt
Organism: Nothoprocta perdicaria
Lineage: Eukaryota; Metazoa; Chordata; Aves; Tinamiformes; Tinamidae
Gene: CDK3
Product: cyclin dependent kinase 3
Exons: 8
Coding region: 55-984 (309 amino acids)
Biological process (GO): signal transduction; regulation of G2/M transition of mitotic cell cycle; regulation of gene expression
Cellular component (GO): nucleus; cyclin-dependent protein kinase holoenzyme complex; cytoplasm
Molecular function (GO): cyclin-dependent protein serine/threonine kinase activity; cyclin binding; ATP binding
Source: RefSeq, a predicted model, not a curated record
ACUGAGGAGCUACCCUUUCUGCCCCAGCCCACCGCGAGGCYGAGGGGCAGCGCCAUGGACACCUUCCAGGAGGCCUUCCAGAAGGUGGAGAAGAUCGGCGAGGGCACCUAUGGCGUCGUCUACAAGGCCCGCAACAAGCGCACAGGGCAGCUGGUGGCCCUCAAGAAGAUCCGCCUGGACUCGGAGACCGAGGGCGUCCCCAGCACCGCUAUCCGUGAGAUCUCGCUGCUGAAGGAGCUCAAGCACCCCAACAUUGUCAGGCUCUUGGAUGUUGUGCAUAGCCAGAAGAAACUGUACCUGGUGUUUGAGUACCUGAAUCAGGACCUGAAGAAGUACAUGGACUCAUCCCAGACUGGAGACCUUCCCCUAACCUUGGUCAAGAACUACCUUUUCCAGCUGCUGCAAGGUGUGAGCUUCUGCCACUCACACAGAGUCAUCCACAGAGACUUGAAGCCACAGAAUUUGCUCAUUAACGAAGCGGGAGCCAUUAAGCUAGCUGAUUUCGGACUGGCGAGAGCUUUUGGAGUCCCUUUGCGCACAUACACUCAUGAGGUGGUCACCUUGUGGUACCGAGCCCCUGAAAUCUUGCUGGGAUGCAAAUACUAUUCAACAGCUGUGGAUAUCUGGAGCAUUGGCUGCAUCUUCGCAGAGAUGGUGACUAGGAAAGCCCUCUUUCCAGGGGAUUCUGAGAUUGAUCAGCUCUUCCGGAUCUUCCGCACCCUGGGUACUCCCACCGAGGCAACGUGGCCUGGGGUGACCCAACUGCCUGACUACAAGGGGGACUUUCCCCGCUGGACAAGGAAGGAGAUAAAGGAAAUCGUUCCCAACUUAGAUCGGGAUGGCCGAGACUUACUGACGCAAUUGCUACUGUAUGACCCCAACAGACGCAUCUCAGCCAAGGCAGCCCUUAAUCACCAAUACUUCUUCUGGAAAAGCCCCCAGGAUGCUGAAGAGCAAUGUGACCUACGGAGACACUACAGAUAAGAAGACACAGAUCUACCCUUGUGCUUGCUCUGAAGGGGAGCAGUGCAGAUCUGUUUGGGGGCACUUUGCAGGGGACUAGAUGGGACCCAGGACCUCUCUUCUCCUGGGGAGCCUGAAAGGGGACACCCCUGUAUUUAGAAACUCUCAGYCUGUUGCUGGGGGAAGUUUGUCUAGGCUGUGGCUGGCAGAGAGUUUUGAGGAGAGCCUGUCCAUACAGGGGGACAGAAUGUAAAUUUGUCAGCAUAAAAUGUCAAGCCGAAAAUGACAGGAGAGAGCAACUUUCUUUUCAAUUAACCAGUGAAUUAAGGUGAUGCACAGUUAUUUCUCUGGAGCAUCCCCAGGUCCUGCUGCAGAUCUGUCAGUGGCAGUUCCUGAUACYAGGGCACGCUGGAGCUCCACUCUGCAGAUAGGGCAGCUUCUCUGCUUGGCCCUCUGCUGUUGUUAACAAAGAAGGGGGUUGCCAGCCUUAGAAAAGUUGUUUGAUGUGAGCUGUAUAAGAGAGCUGAUAUUCUGCCCUCCCACAAGCAGRGGACCAAUGUGUGGUAUCUUAAUUUCUGCCUUAGCUAGGACUGAGAAGCCGAAAGAUCCAGUUAGCCUAGAGCACCAAUUGAAAAUUUGUGGAAACUCUCAUUUUUCAUCAUCGUUCCAGAUGUAAUCUCAUUUCCUUUGCUUUAUUGGCUUGGACAUGUUUUUUGCUGUUAAAACGUUUGCAGAAUUAUCACUA